Messenger RNA from Ascochyta rabiei, 498 nucleotides. RefSeq lists its product as uncharacterized. NCBI's taxonomy places the organism in Eukaryota, Fungi, Ascomycota, Dothideomycetes, Pleosporales, Didymellaceae. The transcript has a single exon. The coding region runs from base 1 to 498 and encodes 165 amino acids. The record is from RefSeq and is a predicted model, not a curated record.
AUGAUGCCCAUUGCCGUCGGCGAGGCGGCGCAGGGAACCAAGCACAGGGAAGCGCAGGCAUGCUGCUGCCCGCGCGACGGGGACCAGAGGGCACCAGAGGGGCUCCAGAGGAGACGACUGGAGACGGAUGCACCGCCAUGGGCUCCCUCGCAACGAUAUGCCAGCAUCAGAACAACAACAACAGCAUCAUCAACAUCAUCAACAUCAUCAUCAUCAUCAUCAUCAUCAUCAUCAUCAUCAUCAUCAUCAUCAUCAUCAGAGCAGCAGCGGCAAGCGAAGCUGCAAAGACACCCGGCGGCCAGCCACGCUGGUGCUUGGGCCCAUGGACACUACGACACUAGGCCCUCCACGCUCACCACCCACUGCACGGCUGCGCUGCUGCACGGCUGCACGGCCGUCCCACGAGUCGCCCACACGCCAGAGUGCGGGCCUGGAAAUAGAUUGGUGGUAGGGGUCUGCAGACCACCACUGGCCAAGCUCUUCCUCAAACACCGCUAG